Messenger RNA from Alexandromys fortis (reed vole), 5508 nucleotides. RefSeq names its product jumonji domain containing 4 (gene Jmjd4). The transcript has 6 exons. Gene Ontology annotation, biological process: protein hydroxylation; positive regulation of translational termination. NCBI's taxonomy places the organism in Eukaryota, Metazoa, Chordata, Mammalia, Rodentia, Cricetidae. Gene Ontology annotation, cellular component: nucleus; cytoplasm. The record is from RefSeq and is a predicted model, not a curated record. Gene Ontology annotation, molecular function: sequence-specific DNA binding; 2-oxoglutarate-dependent dioxygenase activity. The coding region runs from base 159 to 1439 and encodes 426 amino acids.
UUGAGUUCCUGCUGGAAGGCUGCACCUCUGUUAUCUGGUUCCGGGCUCUUCCACUGUGGAUUCUGCUCCAAACAGGUCUUAGGGUUCUCGGCCUCCAUUCCCCAUUUAGAGUGUAGUGAGAAGGAGGGCUGGGCCUCUGGGGUCAGGUUCCCCGGUGGAUGGAUCGGGAGACUCGCACCUUUGCCGAGCGGCACUACCGGGACCUCGAGGGCCGAGUCCCUGGCUGCGGGGGGCCUGCACCCAGCAGUGUGACCUUCAUUCAGUCGCCGGACGCCUUCUCGUACGCCGACUUCGUGAAGGGCUUCCUGCUGCCUAACCUGCCCUGCGUGUUUUCCAGCGCCUUCACCGAGAGCUGGGGCAGCCGGCGGCGCUGGGUGACGUUGGCGGGGAAGCCUGACUUCGAUUAUCUGCUGCAGAAGUAUGGAGACGUGGUUGUACCGGUUGCCAAUUGUGGAGUGCGGGAGUACAAUUCAAAUCCCAAGGAGCACAUGCCCUUCCGUGACUACAUUAGUUACUGGAAGGAGUACAUACAAGGAGGCUGCUCCUCCCCGAGGGGCUGCCUCUACCUCAAGGACUGGCACCUGUGCAGAGACUCCUUGGUGGAUGACUUGGAAGAUAUAUUCACCCUGCCUGUGUACUUCUCAUCAGACUGGCUGAACGAGUUCUGGGAUGUCCUCAAUGUGGAUGACUACCGCUUUGUCUAUGCGGGGCCCAGGGGCACCUGGUCUCCCUUCCAUGCGGACAUCUUCCGCUCCUUCAGCUGGUCAGUGAACAUCUGUGGGAGGAAGAAAUGGUUGUUCUUCCCGCCAGGACAGGAGGAGGCCCUUCGUGACUGCCAUGGUAACCUGCCCUAUGAUGUGACUGCCCCCGAACUCCUGGACACUCGCCUGUAUCCCAGGAUGCAGCACAGCAGUCUACCCCUUGAAGUCAUACAGGAGGCUGGUGAGAUGAUUUUUGUGCCCAGCGGAUGGCACCAUCAAGUGUACAACCUGGACGACACCAUCUCCAUCAACCACAACUGGGUCAAUGGCUGCAACCUGGCUCACAUGUGGCGCUUCCUGCAGCAAGAACUCCAGGCAGUACAGCAGGAGGUCAGAGAGUGGAAGGACUCCAUGCCUGACUGGCACCACCACUGCCAGGUCAUCAUGAAGGCCUGCACGGGGAUCAAUUUUGAAGAAUUUUACCAUUUUCUCAAGGUCAUCGCUGAAAAGAGGCUUCUGGUCCUGAGGCAAGAACUGAAGGGGGAUACAGGGGCCAGCACAGGCCUCGGGCUGGGCCUGCAGCAGGCUGCAUUUGAUGUUGGCCGCCUUGCAGAUGUGCUGGCCUCUGUGGUUGCACAUCCUGACUUUCAAAGAGUGGACACGAGCGCAUUCUCCCCACAGCCAGAGGAGCUGCUUCAGCAGCUGGAGGACAGCGUGGCUGCUGCUGAGGCCCUGUAAUGCUCCACAGGUCAUGAUGCAGGAAGAGUUCCGGAGGCAGCCUCUUGCCCUGGGGCCCUUCUGAAGUACAAGCUACCCUUCCUUGAGGCUUAGGAUGUGCCCCAAGGCUGUGCAGGUGCAGUUCUGCAGGGUGGGCAGACAUAGUUUUGCCCAUCAAGUGCUGUUUUCCAGCAUCUAGGCCCUGAAUCUUGAGGAAGGUCCAGCCAUAAUGGGAGUUUAACUCAUGGGGGCUAGAGGGAUGUUCACCUAUUUGGCCUAUGGCCUGCCAAGAACUUGAAUUGAGUAGUGAUUAUGAAGCCAGGUUUCCUUGGAGCCUUCUAGCCUCUCCUAGAGAUCCUAGAACUCUGGGUAAGGCCUCCUGGAGAUGUUUUUGGAAGAGCCACUUGAAGCUUAGAGCACUGACUUCAAGGCACAACUGGUGGUGCCCUGCGGAGUGGCACUAAUGCUAAUUAAUUUACCCUGUGAGCUGCAGGUUCUACAGACCAGGUAUGUGUAAGAACUUGGAUGGGGGCAGGGGCACCUGUAUCUCUGCCCUGCCUGCCCCACGGACUACUGGGGAGCUGCGGAAGCUCUGGCUAGGAGGAUAUCUCUUGGUCUUAGAAUAAAGGGGAAGAAAAAUUAUUUAUUUAUUUAUUUAUUUAUUUAUUUAUUUAUUUAUGCCCUCAAGCUCUUUGCCAGAUAAACAACACCUCCUGUUUCAGAGUCUUUACCAGCAGGUUUUGAGACUGUCCAGGGAGUCUCAAAACGUGACCAAGCACAUAGGCUUGCCCAGGCUCUGCCUUUGAGCGCCUGGGUCCUUUCCUAUGUGGAGACACAAGUGGCCCAGUAACUUAAUGGGGCAUACUCCAGAUUUGCAAAAUUAAAAAAAGUUAACACCCUGGGCCUUGUGUGACAGACACUAGCUACUAUUUCCUCCCAUGACCGUCGUAACUAGAAAUGAUAGUUAAGUCCCCAGUCAGAUUAACAAGCCAGGAGGGGGCACGUGUUACACAGCUUGGCAGGUAAAGGUGCUUGCUGUGCAAGUCUGUUGACCUGCGUCUGAAGCCUGGAAUCCAUGUGAAUGUGGAAGGAAGUGUCGGGGGAGAAGGAGCCCCUUCGUCUACCUCACAGACUGCCAAAACCCUUGCUUACACCAAGGCUGCCACACUUGGAUGCUUGUGUAAGGCCCUGUGCUCAGUUGCUGUCUGUCCAGCCUUGGACUAUUACCACUCUUGUUGCUGGCUCUUACAGCCAAAACUUAGUUUUUUUGUGAUAUAAUAAUCUCCUUAUUUUGCCUUUGCAACUUCCUGUUUCCCCAACCACCCUGGGUACAGCCUUAGUUUACUGACACUUGUUCCCACUGUGACACUGCUAUUUACAAGACGUAACGUUGUUGACAUAAAUAUCCUCCACCUAGUUACCCCACACGUGUAAAGUGUUAAUGAAAUGACACAUCCGAAUCUAAUCUCAAGAAGGGCUUCCUCUCUGCAAUGUGGUGCUCCUGGAUCCAGCCCCAACUAUUGACCAAAGUGUUCAACCUCUAUUUGGAGAAAUGGAGACAAGCCCCCACUCCUCAGGUCAGAAUCUGACUAAGGGUGAUGAGUGGGCUGCAAGGAUGUUCUAAACAGUUGAGAUGGAAUGAGAAAAAUGAGCAGAAUGCAGGUAAGAACACUAAUGAUUUCAUAUGAAGGAGAGAGCUGUAACCCUCUCCCCACCGAUCUGGCUUCUGUUCCCUCUAGUCAGCAUUAUCUAACUGUGAUUCAGAAAUACUAAUUAAAUGAAAACAAAUAUUUUGACCACAUUCAUACAACCUAUGUAUAUUGUUACAGUUCUAUUGUGACUCUUACUGUCCUUUAUAAAUUGUGAUAGGAGCCAGGUGGUGGUGGCACACACCUUUAAUAAUCCCAGCACUCGAGGCAGAGGCAGGCAGAUCUCUGAGUUCGAGGCCAGCCUGGUCUACAAAGCGAUUUCUAGGACAGCCAGAGCUGUUAAAGAGAUAAACCCUCCCCUGAAAAAAAAAAAAAAAGGAAAAGUUUUAAUUCUAGGUUGAGUUUUUAUUAAUUUCAUCCAAUCCUAGCUGAAAUGAAUAUCUAAGAAUUAAUAGAUUAUUGCUGAGGAAGGAGCAACAGAUGCUAAAAGAUAUUUGUUUAUAAAUGCUGCUGAACUAAUCCAUCGUAGGGAUUUUGAUGCCUUGACUUUGAAAUUUGGAUCUAAGGACAUGAUACUUUGGAAAGGAGUUUCUUUUUUUGUUUUCACAGAGGAUGAGACCCUGUUCAUUUCUUCUAUUCCAAUAUGGUAUGAUGGAUCACGCCCUCCUGAAUGGUUGCUGUGAAUACCUUCAGAAAAUUGCUUCGCUCAACUGCCAACAGAUGAAACUAGCACACAGGUUAUACCAUGAAAGACCUAGUUAACGACGCCCCCAUUCAGCAGGAAGCAGUUUGGAGAGAAAAAUCUGCGCCCAUAUUCCCAAAUAUUGUUUAUAAAUGUUCUUUUACAUUUAAAGGGGGAGAUGAUAUAGGUAUGAAUAAUUUACAUUGAUAUGGAUUUUGCUUUAGUGAUUUAAAUUUAAGGUUAAUUUUGUAAUGCAUAUAGGUUGUUAAUGAAUAAUCAUUAAUAAUAGUUAAGUUUGUAGUCAUGUUAGUUAAGAUUUUCUAGAUGUACAUAGAUAUAUUUUAGAUAGCCAUUCUUCAUAUUUUUCAAAGAUUAUAGAAUAUGGCAUUUUAAAUGUUUUAACAACUUAGGGCUUUUCAUGACAAUGAGACACUCUGCUCCUGGCAGCACCAAUCUACUUCAAGAAGAAGAUGGGCAUCGAAGAGGAUCCUUAUGGAGUUUGAUAGCCAUUUGGGCAAGAAACUGCUCUUGCCUGGACUACUGCAUAAACUGGACAAAGAGAACCUGCAGAGAGAGGACUGCUGAACUUGCCUAAAGGUGAGAUGAUCUUUCGGGUUCCUGAUUCAUGAGAGAGCCUGCAAGACAUUCUUCAGGACAAGCAGAUAAUGACUGCCUUUGAAAUUUCCUGCUUUGUGGAAAUGUCUGCUGGAAACUAUGGGCCUGUAGGCCGAAGAUGGAUGCCCCAACGGUACAGAGGAACUUUGGGUGACUGUCCAGGCAGCGAGAUGUCUCUGUCAUUUCUAGAGUUUGAGAGUUUGCUUAUUUCUUAUUUGCUUAGGUAAUAUUGUAUCUUUCUGGACUGUUUGAUGGAGUUAAGAAUAGUUAGCUAUAGUUAUAGUUUUCCUUAGUUAUGAUAUAGAUUAUUGUAAUUUUUACUUGAUAACUGUUUUGUUAUAUGUAAUUUUGCUAUGUAAAGUUAAAGCCUUUUUUUUUGUUUAAACAGAAAAAGGGGAAGUGAUGUGGGAGUGUUAUAUCAAUCUGUUGAUUUCAUUGGCUGAGCAAUAAAAGAAACUGCUUGGCUGGCCCAUAGGUUAGAACAUAGAUGGGAGGAGAAAACAGAAUAGAAUUCUGGGCGGAAGAGGAAGUGAGGUCAGACUCUGCUCUGCUCCCGGAGAGACCCGACAGCUCUGCUGGGGCAGAGACGCCAUGCUCAACUCUCCCAGGAUGGACAGAGGCUAGAAUCUUCCCGGUAAGCGCACCUUGGGUUGCUUACACACAUUACUAGAAAUGGGCUAGUCCAGGUGAGAGAGUUAGCCUAGAAGAGGCUAGAUAGAAAUGGGCCAAGCAGUUAAAUGAAUACAGUUUGUGUGUUGUUAUUUCGGGCAUAAGCUAGCCAAGCGGCCGGGGUGUUGGGGACGCAGCCCUGCUGCCGCUCCUAUUUCAACAGAUGGCGCCCGAACAGGGACACUCCCACAUCAACUCCUAAACCCACUAAAGGAAAAGGGACCAGGUGGAAUGGGCUCUAAAUAAAAGCUUAGACCUUGAUUCCACUUGCAAAGUUUGGUCCAGAGUUUACCCAUGAUUAAAUUAGCUUAUGAACAGAUUACCUUAACCUGUUCGUUCCAUUUUGUCAUAAGUAUAAUUUAGGUUUGUAUGCCAAAGUACUUUAUAGUACUGUAUUGCUCUGUGUACUGCUUAGUUUUUAUCAACUUAAUGCAACGUAUACAUAUCUCAGAAUAAAGAAUCAUAAUUAAGAAAA